Messenger RNA from Emiliania huxleyi CCMP1516, 2173 nucleotides. RefSeq lists its product as hypothetical. The transcript is spliced from 2 exons. Lineage: Eukaryota; Haptophyta; Isochrysidales; Noelaerhabdaceae. Bases 1 to 2073 code for a protein of 690 amino acids. Gene Ontology annotation, molecular function: protein binding. The record is from RefSeq and is a predicted model, not a curated record.
AUGAAUGAGGCUCACCAUCUCGCACUGGUGCUCGCCGUUGCUACUGCCGGCGCUGCGAACGUCGUGCUACCAUGCAUGACAAACUACACCCUCGCCGUCACUCCGUCCCUCGCAGCGGCGCCACCGCCCUGCAGCUGGCGUCACUAUGCGGCGUUUGCCGCCUCGGUCGGCGAUGGCUCUUGGGCGGACGGCACUGCUCGAGUGGUGACCGACGCCGUGGGCGGCGUCGCCGCGCAGCAGGCGACGGAGCAGGAGCUCACCUCGUCGCUCACGACGGCGCUGACCAUCGUUGAGGCCCUCCGCCUCUCGCUCGGCGACGAGGCGUACGUGAGCCGGACGGCGGCGGUGGACGUGGACGUCGUGGGGUGGGCCUUCGACUGGGUGGAGCGGCCGGUGGAAGAGGGCACCUCCAACACCGUGACCGUCACGCCGUGGGAGGACGUCGCUGCGGCGACGGCAGAGCGCUGGGGAUCCCUCAUCGGCGGUGCGUUGCGCCGGCUGCUGCCGUCGGUCGAGCGCGUGGCAGUCCGCGGGAUCGGGCCCGAGGCGCCUUCGCUCGCGGCGACUGCGAUGCGGCCGGACGGGUGGCUGACCCUCGAGCUGGUCAACGGGGUGUACGCUCCUCCCGCCGUCGCCGCCGACGUCACGCUCCUCGAGAACUCUGGCAUGCACGACGACCUUUGGCCGUCGGAUGGCGGCUGCGUCUCUGACAAGGGCACCUUCGCCGUGCUGACCGCGGCGCAGCUCUCCUCGCGCGUGGCGGCGGGCCGGUUGGGCGGGCUGGGGCUGGGCUGCCUUUGGCGGUCGUCGGUCGAGGCGAUGGUAGCGUCCGGGCGCCUCUUUUGGGCCACAUCGUACCAGAGUCACGAGCACCUCCUCGCCGUCGCCAACCUGCGCGGGGUCGGAGCGACGAUCGAGCACGCCUUCCCGUCCGGCUUCGCCGAGCAGCCCCCCCUCUCCCUCGAACUCCUCUCGCCCUCCGGCUUGCUCGCCGAAGCGCUUCGAGACCCGUACGAGCGAGCCGUCUCGCGCAAGGAGGCGCUGUACGCCUUCACCACCGCGCUGUGGCGCCACCGCAUCUCCGUCGGCGGCUUCGAGCCCACGCCCGCGACCUCUCGCAACGCGUACGUCCUCGCCUUCCGAGGGGCCGCCUCGGCACCGCCGCCCGCCGGCUCGGCGGCCCACUCGGCGUACGACGCCCUCUGGCGGGGGCACAACACCGCGCAGGCUGUCCGGCGCAGGCUGCAGUCCCACGCCUGCGCCGCCGCCUCGCUGCCCGACACGCCGCCCCGCCACGCCGCGGUGCUGCGCGGCGCAGAGUGGUGCGGGGGGCGGGUGCGCUGGCCGGACGAGGAGCCGACGCCUGCUCCGCCGCGAUCGGCCGAGGCCUCCGCCCUCUUCGACUCGGCGAGGAAGGUCGCAGACGGCGGCGACGCGGCGGGCGCGGCGGCGGCGUACCGCGUGGCGCUCAAGGCGUCGCCGUCCGACGCUGCGGGCUGGGUCUCGCUCGGCGUGCAGCUGUCGGCGGUGGACGGGGCGGAGGACGAGACGCUGGCGGCCUUCGAGCAGGCCGUCGCUGUCGCCGAGCCGUCGGACGUUCGCCCGCCCCUCACCCUCGCCCGCUACUUCGCCCGCCUCUCGCGGCCGGCCGAGGCGAUUGCCCAAUUCUACGCCGCCGCCGCGGCGGACCCAGAGUACUUUGACGAGGUGAAGGCCGGCGUCGGGACGGCGCGCGCGCAGCAAGGCCGCCUCGCCGACGCGCUCGCCGAUUUCAAGGCAGCGGCGCGGCUGACGCCGCAGGACGCGCGCCUCGCAAGGGCGGUCGAGUCGAUGGAGCAGUCAGCGGCGCGCCUCGCCGCCGCAUCCGACAGCUUGCGCGACGCAGUACACUCGGUGUGCGGCACGCCGUGCCGCGACGUCGUCGACGCGUCGGGCACCGGCGUCUGCGCAGUGACGUGGGCUCAGGGCUGUGGCGACACUCCGCCGCCGGACGGCUUCUCGGCCGACGCGACAGUCGAGGCGCUCUGCCCGCUCGCGUGCGCCGCGUACACCUUUCGCGCGCAGCUGGGCUGAGUCGUCGCUCGCAGCGGCGCCCCGAGUGAGGGUGGGAGCGCCCCGCGACGCCUUACUUACCAUCGCUAGUCUUCUUUGUAUGAAUACCGUACUCUAAAGU